AUGCUGCCUAAUAUAAAACAACUAAAAUUAUUAAAUUUAUUAAAUAAAAAUAAUUAUUUCUGUUGGCCUUCCAUAAUUUUUAAAAUUUUUAUUUUUUGCCUUUUAAUAAUCCCAGAAGAUUUGGCCGCCCAUUUCUUUCAUGACGAUUAUUUUGAUUUUAAAGAUCCUAAUAGAACGUAUAGACCCAAAUAUUAUUGGUUAACUUUGUCUAUAAGAAAUCAUAAUGUAAGUGAAGCUAUAUUCUUUCGACUCCUUGGCGUAGACAACACAGUUGAUUUUCACAUCUCGCCUGGGCAAAUAUUUACAAAUAGUCAAUAGAAAAGGAGCUUGGACAUUAUUCAUUGAAUUUCCCGGUGACAGGUGAGAGAAAAAUUUGAAUAAUAAAUUGGAUGGGGGAGUUUGCGCAUGUAAAUAAAAUUGAAAAAUGAGCACUUUAGGCUAUGAAAUUU
Messenger RNA from Meloidogyne enterolobii, 449 nucleotides. NCBI's taxonomy places the organism in Eukaryota, Metazoa, Nematoda, Chromadorea, Rhabditida, Meloidogynidae. The record is from the annotation of a GenBank genome assembly.